Messenger RNA from Ambispora leptoticha, 1703 nucleotides. The record is from the annotation of a GenBank genome assembly. NCBI's taxonomy places the organism in Eukaryota, Fungi, Glomeromycota, Glomeromycetes, Archaeosporales, Ambisporaceae.
CUGGUAAAUCGACAUUGUUGGACUUAUUAGCUGGUCGUAAAGAUCCAAAAUUUGUUUCUGGUCAAAUGUAUUUGAAUGGUAGACCGGGAGAGAUUAAAUAUGUAUCGACCUAUGUUAUGCAAGAUGACGCUUUAAUGGGUGUUUUGACCGUUCGCGAGAAUAUUCAGUUUGCUGCUGAUUUAUGUUUUCCAUCAACGGUGUCAGCAGCUGAAAGACGCGCACGUGUUAAAGGAAUUAUUGAAGAAUUUGGACUGGAUAGAGUUGCGGAUUCAAAAAUAGGAACUGUAUUUGUACGUGGUGUUUCUGGCGGUGAAAAACGUCGUGCAUCAAUCGCUACUCAAGUAAUUACAUUACCAAAAGUGAUUUUCCUCGAUGAGCCAACAACCGGUCUCGAUUCAGCUGCCGCGUAUAAUGUGAUGAAAGCGAUUGUUAAUAUGGCACGAAGACACAAGCUCACUGUGAUUGCCAGUAUUCAUCAACCAUCAACUGAAACGUAUGAACUUUUUGACAAAUUGUGUUUAAUUGGUCGUGGACGUGCACUUUUCAUGGGUAACCGAGAAGAUGCCCUAAGUUAUUUCGAAGGAUUGGGUCACGUGUGUCCAGCAUAUUCAAAUCCUGCCGAUCAUUUUCUUCGCCUUGUCAACUCAGAUUUCAUGACUGAUAAAGAUAAAGCCCAAGAAAUCAUGACAAAUUUUAUCGAUUCGUUCGAGUCAUCAGAAGAAAAUAAAAAAUUGAUUUACAAUAUUCGUGAAUUAAUUGAAGAACAUAAAAAUGAUGUAGACACCAGGAAGAUUUCUUCACGAACAACAAAUCGAUAUGCUCGUAAUUUCUUUGCACAAACCGGAUUUCUAGUAGCGAGAUCUUUCAAAAAUGCUAUGAGAAAUGUAUUAAUGUUUUGGAUUCGAGUAGCAAUGUAUGUGUGUUUAGCUCUAUUGAUGGGAUCAACUUGGUGGCAAGUUGGAUUUAAACAAGAAGAUAUUCAAAAUCGAUUUUCAGCACAUUUCUUUUCAGUCGCGUUUUUGGCAUUCAUGAGCGUUGCUGGAAUUCCUGGUUUCCUUGAAGAACGUCUGGUGUUCCAACGAGAACGAGCUAAUGGGUUUUAUUCUGUUGGCCCUUACGUCUUGGCAAAUACCAUCAUAUCAAUUCCAUUUGUCUUUAUCAUUGCCCUUUCGUUCACCAUCGUUGCUUAUCCUAUGAUUGGCUUGAAUUCCGGAUUCGUCAAUGGUGUAUUAUUCUGUGUUUUCCUUUUCCUUGCGUUGGUUGUCGCCGAAUCGAUGGUCGUAUUUAUUGCAGCCGUAAUUCCGAUCUUUGUGGCCGCGCUUGCAAUUGCCGCUUUCGCAAACGGAUUCUUUAUGGUUGUUGAGGGAUACUUUGUAAGACGUGAUUCGAUCCCAAAAGGAUGGAAAUGGGCUCAUUAUAUUGAUUAUCAAAAAUACGCAUUCGAAGGAAUCAUACAAAAUGAUUUUAUCGGUUUGACUUUCGAUUGCACCAAGCUUGAUUCAAAUGGAACAGGCCCGCAGUAUAACUGUUAUUAUGGCGAUAAAAGUGGUCAGUCAGCCACCUUUACUGGUAAAGAUGUGCUGGAUGAUUUUGGAUACACAGAGAUAAAACUAUAUUUGUGGGCGCUUGCGCUCGUCGGUUUAAUGUUGGCUUUCCGAUUUGGUUUCUAUUUGGUUCUUCGUAUGAAGCGAGCUCAUAACUAA